Molecule: messenger RNA, 3392 nt
Organism: Leptopilina boulardi
Lineage: Eukaryota; Metazoa; Arthropoda; Insecta; Hymenoptera; Figitidae
Gene: metro
Product: MAGUK p55 subfamily member 7
Exons: 11
Coding region: 524-2326 (600 amino acids)
Cellular component (GO): plasma membrane; cell-cell junction
Molecular function (GO): protein binding
Source: RefSeq, a predicted model, not a curated record
CAUGAUUGCGCAGUAGCCAGUUUUUCCUUUGCUCUAUUUGCAAUAAGUUCCAUUGCAAUUCGUUGCUAAACAAAAAAUGACACUUCGGCAGUAUUUAACAAGAAAAGUAAUAGUUAGUGUUUAAUUAAGUGCAACAUUUAAUAUCCUCAGGUAUUUAUUUCGUCACACUUUAUAUCUAAAUAAUAUCAGUUCUUGUUAGAAAAUGUUUCUAUUGUCGGCAAAUUCAGGGGGAGGUUUCUUGAUUCUCGUGUCAAAUAACAUGCUUACGUAACGAAUUAUUUUCGCAAUGAGACUAAUAAUCGUUGACAGAAAACCAAGCCAGGUAAACGAGGUAAACGCGGAGAAGUGUAAUUCUGCAAAGUUAUUAAUGGCUCUGGGUGUAAGCCAGCCAGAAAUAUACUCUGUUCUCGUGCAGUGACCCUUUUUUUCUCUUGUUGGGCCACCCCCCAAAAUGUUAAAUAUGAUUUCAAUUAUUAUUACUCCCUUCUGAAGAAGCUUCUAAUUUAUGUGAGGAUAUUAAAGUAUGACAGCAGCACUUGUCAUGGACACCGUCAAUUGGGAUCCUUCUUUGUCAAAGUUAUUAAACUCACUGGUGGAAAGUAAAGCCGAUAUUCCAAGUUGUACAGAUGAGGAAUUUGGAUUUUUGAGUGAGCUUCUGCAGUCGAAAGAAUUAAAUGCUUUAGUCAAGGUUCACAAUAAAGUUUUACAUAACAUUAAGGAUGAUAAAUUUUACCCGAUGCUGUCAAAUGCGAUGGAUAUCGAUGUCGAUGUCCUCGAGGUACUUGCGACGAAAACACACAUCUCUCAGGAUUGCAGAGAACUUUUUCAACUUUUACAAAGACCACAUAUUCAGGGUUUAUUGUGCGCUCACGAUGCUGUUGCUCAAAAGGACUAUUAUCCAAGGUUACCAGAUAUUCCGCUAGAAGUUGACGAAGACGAGGAAACAGUGAAAAUUGUGCAACUAGUUAAAUCAAAUGAACCCCUGAGUGGUGAUGGCGUUGAACCGAUUCUGGGCGCAACUAUAAAGACUGACGAGGACACUGGAAAAAUUGUGAUAGCACGAAUAAUGCACGGUGGUGCUGCAGAUAGAUCUGGUUUAAUUCACGUUGGUGACGAGGUCUGCGAAGUCAAUGGAAUCAGCGUCGAAGGAAAAACACCGAAUUGUGUUCUAAAAAUUUUGCAAAAUUCGGAGGGUACAAUUACUUUCAAAAUCGUGCCAGCGGAUAGCAAAGGCGGUAUGAGGGAAAGCAAGGUUCGUGUUCGGGCGCAUUUUUCCUACAAAGCAGCCGAAGAUCCUCAUACACCCUGUAAAGAAGCUGGCCUUGAUUUUUCAAAAGGAGAUGUCCUUCAUAUCGUGAGCCAGGACGAUAUCUAUUGGUGGCAAGCGAGAAGAGAAGGUGAUCGAAAUAUGCGUGCAGGAUUAAUUCCCAGUCGAGCGCUCCAGGAACGCAGGAUUAUCGUUGAACGACAACAAAAAGAAAAAACCGACGAGGACACAAUAAGCUUGUGUUCUGUUCCAGUGCCUUUGCCUGCCUUGUGCCCCCGUCCCAGUAACUCUUUGCACGACUCGCCUACAAAGUGCAAUUUACAAGGAAUUAAAACUAAAAAAAUCAUGUAUGACGCUGCAGAAAAUGACGACUUCGAUCGCGAAGAGAUACCAACUUACGAGGAGGUGGCGAAACUCUAUCCAAGGCCCGGUCUUUAUCGGCCGGUAGUUCUCAUCGGACCACCGGGAGUUGGCCGCAACGAGCUCAAGAGAAGAAUUAUGGCCAGCGAUCCUGACAAGUACAAAACCCCUGUGCCAUACACUUCCAGACCGCCAAGAUUAGGAGAAAUAAAUGGAAAGGAAUAUCACUUCACUUCGAGGGAAAAAAUGGAGGAGGAUAUUCAAGCGGGAAAAUUCAUAGAGUACGGAGAAUAUAAGGGAAAUUUAUAUGGAACGAAUACGGAGAGCGUUAGUUCAUUGGUUGAUGCUGGAUACGUUUGCCUAUUGAAUCCUCAUUAUCAGGCGUUGAAAAUGCUGAGAUCUCCAAAAUUGAAGCCAUAUGUUAUUUACAUCAAGCCACCGAGAUUCGAAAUUCUCAAAGAGACAAGAAAUGAGGCUCGAGCUAGAUCCACUUUCGAUGAAAAUAAUUCCCGUGGAUUCACGGACGAAGAGUUUAAUGAAAUUCUACACAGUGCAGCGAGAAUAGAAUUUCUCUAUUCGCAUCUUUUUGACGAGGUGAUUGUGAAUGCUGACUUAUCAAUGGCCUUCGAGCAACUUGUAAGCGCAAUCCAACGAGUAGAAACGGAUCCUCUUUGGGUGCCAGCUUCCUGGGUUCAGUAAUGAUUACAACAACAAAAGCAAUAGGAUUUGAGAUUUAAACAAGGAAAACUUUACGUUCGUAUCAUUUUAUUUUGUUUCUUUUAUACAAUUUUUUUUGUCGUAUUCAGUACAAUUUAUUCACAAAACGUGAUUUUCUAGUGUCUUGAACUUUAUUAUUUUCAUAUAGAGAAUAGAAUCACUCGACGUUUCUGCAAAAAAAAAAUUUAUCUAGAUUAGGUAGAAAAUUCAAAACUAGGAACUGAUUGGGGUGUUUUAGACUAUUCAAAAUUCAAGAGUCAUUCCAGAGGAUUUUUUCUCAAUCAUAAAUUAAUUAUUAAGUUAAUUAUUCGAUAAUUAGAAAAAAAACUAAUUUAUUUAUUGAUCGAAGAUUCAAUUUUUAGAAAUUAGUUAAUUGUAAGUUAAUAAGCAAUUUUUGAAAACUUUUAUUUGAUUAUACGUCAAUUUUAAAUAUUAAAACAAAAUUUAAUCAACUCUUGAUUGAGAUUGGAAAAUUGUUCAUUAAUUCUUACCAAAUGGAAUGACUUUUUAGAACUGAAAUUUCGAACUUUUCGAAAAGAAAGAAAAAAUUUCGUAAAGAAAAUCUUUUAACUUCAAAGUAAUUAAUUUGAUUAUUUUGAAACUUUCAAGUUUUAAAAUAAUAUCUAAAGAGGGAAUGAGAAGAAAAAAAGGGAAACUUUUUUUCCUUCUCUGUGUUUAGAAAAGAGUAAAGUAUCGUCACUGCCAAAUUUUAUCGUUCGUUGAAUAAAAAAAUGAAAUCUUGAGCGAAUGGCGCAAUAAUUGCGAUCAAUGAUCGCUUAAUUAUUGAUACAUAUUACUCAACUAUUAAGAAUAAUGUUUAAUUCCGAUUGUUGUUAAUUGUUGCCAAAUAAAAUUAACGUAUACUAUAUAUAUAAAUAUAUGACAAAACAAAGAGAAAUAUGUCCCAUAUUGUAUUUUCCACUCUGCAAUCAUUAUAAAAUUAUAAUAAGCUAUUUUCCAUAUUGCAAAUUGACAUUGCAGUAAAUUUUAGCUCAUCCUCGAUGUACACGCUAUAUGUUAUCGAAAUAUAGAAUUACACACAAAUUCA